Molecule: messenger RNA, 815 nt
Organism: Centruroides sculpturatus (bark scorpion)
Lineage: Eukaryota; Metazoa; Arthropoda; Arachnida; Scorpiones; Buthidae
Exons: 3
Coding region: 261-800 (179 amino acids)
Source: RefSeq, a predicted model, not a curated record
AUGGCGCGAAACAGUCGAUCGUCUGCGCGGACUUCAUCGUUCGACACAAUCUCAGCGCGUGACGCACGCGACCUUAUUUAAUCGACGCAAAUGGAAUUUUAGUCGUCUGCUAGUUAUAAAACUUUACUUUUAGAAAAACUGGUUGAUAAGUUAAUCGGCAAAUUUUUUCGAUCAAAAAAAAGUGAUUUGUUUAGGUUUUAGCGCCAGAGGGCGACAUCGGAUCUCUUCAAUCUGUCAGACGAACGUCAAAAUGCAUCCACAUGGCUCUUUCAACUGCCAAUGACGGAGACAAGAGGGAUAAAUAUUUGUUAGGAUGCAUGAAUUCUAUGAAAUCCAAGAUAGAUAGACAGAACCAUGGAUUAAAUUCUUGGCAGCAAGGUGCUCUACAGAGUAAUCAAGUUCAUACCAGUAAUUCACUAUUAAAUAGGGAUUUAUUCUGCAAUUAUGCAUCUGGAACUCUGGGAAAUAUUGGAACUAGACCAAAUUUAGAAGGAUCUGGUGAUUCUCCUAGUUAUCUUGGUUUAUCAACAUAUGCAUAUGGAUUUAAAGCUGAUACUGAACAUCAGCAGAACUUUGAAAAUCACAUUCAAAAUGGACAGUAUUCUGGAUACUCUCGUAUAAAACAUGAUUCAGAAAUACAGAAUACAAUGCCACAUCCCGAAAGACAAAAUUCCAUUGUCAAUUGUGAUCCUCAGUCUUUUUAUUCACCAUGGUCUCAUAAAGUGUUUCGGGCAUCAAAUCAAUCACCAACAAGUAAUGAUAUGCAGGUAAAAACUUAUUUAUUAUACUCUUUAAUUUAAUGCAUUUCAACAUAU